Protobothrops mucrosquamatus (brown spotted pit viper) is the source of this 4105-nucleotide messenger RNA. RefSeq names its product cell migration inducing hyaluronidase 1 (gene CEMIP). The transcript has 28 exons. The annotation marks the transcript as partial. The record is from RefSeq and is a predicted model, not a curated record. NCBI's taxonomy places the organism in Eukaryota, Metazoa, Chordata, Lepidosauria, Squamata, Viperidae.
GUUUGCAGACGACAAAGAAGAUCAAGAGACCUUUACACAUCCAAUGAUGUUCCUGGCCAUCAGCACGCUUUCUGUCUUAUUAAUGCUACCCGCUCAACAUAUGGGAAUGGUCCCACCUUGUCCCCAUUUGGAUCCAGAACUGGAACUCUGGCAGCCAGGACACGAUGAAGGGAAUCGCGUGAACAUUAGCCAGGGCCAGAAGCUUCUCUUAUCUUCUUCUGCCACUGUUCAUUCCAUCGUCAUCACAAAUGGAGGAAAACUAGUGAUUAAAGAUAACACAGCCCCCAUUGUUUUGCGCACUCGUCAUAUACGGAUAGAAAAUGAUGGAGAACUACAUAUUGGGAGUGAGAACUGCCCUUUCCGGAGCAGCCUGACAAUCAUCUUAUAUGGACGGGCUGAUGAUGGCAGGCAGCCUGACAGUUAUUUUGGGCGAAAAUUCAUUGGCGUCAUCAACGGUGGAACUCUUGAGGUUCACGGUGAGCGAAAGCUGUCCUGGACUUUCUUAAACAAGACUCUGAAUCCAGGGGGAUUGGAAGAAGGGGGAUACUACUUCGAACGAAGCUGGGGACAUCGUGGUAUCAUCGUCCAUGUCAUUGAUCCAAAGACUGCAGCUGUCAUCCAUUCCGAUCGAUUUGACACCUACAAACUCAAAAGCGAAAGCCUCCGCUUUGUGCAAUAUUUGAACGCUGUGGAGGACGGCAUGAUCUUGUCGGUCGCGGUCAACGACGAAGGCUCCAAGAAUUUGGACGACUUGGCCAGGAAAGCAAUGACCAAACUGGGCAGCAAGCAUUUUCUCCACCUUGGCUUUAGGCAUCCCUGGAGCUUUAUUACAGUCAAAGGAAAACCUUUGUCAUCUGUGGAAGAUCAUGUUGAAUAUCAAGGACGCAAAACUUCAGCUCUAGCCAAAGUAUUCAAAUUGUUCCAGGCAGAAAAUGGAGAGCGUUUCAAUGUGUCUUCAACCAGUGAGUGGGUUCAAGAUGUUGAGUGGACUGAGUGGUUUGAGAAGCCAAAAAUAUCAAAAUCCAAAGAUGGAGAGAGACUCUCGGAUUUAAGAGCUGCUCACCCAGAAAUCUGUGAUCAUCCUAUCGAUCUCCAGGCGGUCACACUUGAGGGAACGAAACUGGCAACCGAGGUCCUAUACAAAAAAGGCCAUGAUUAUAGGUUUUUUUGCCGUGGCCCAAAGCAGACGGAGAAAGGCUGUCAUAACUACAGAGUGCGCUUCUUAUGUGGCCAAUCUGUAAGACCCAGGCUUACCGUGCGGGUGGAUACCAACGUGAACAGUACAAUCCUAAGACUGGCUGACAAUGUGCAGUCGUGGAAAGUGGGAGACAAGAUCGUGGUGGCCAGCACGGACUACUCCAUGUACCAAGCUGAAGAGUUUGAGCUCUUGCCCUGCAGAGCCUGUAAGCCCAACGAAGUCAAAGUGGCAGGAAAAGCCAGCUACCUUCACACAGGAGAGAUAAUUGAUGGGGUUGAUAUGCGGGCUGAAGUCGGACUGCUCACCCGAAACAUUCUGGUGAUGGGCGAGAUGGAGGCGAGAUGUUACGAUUACAAUGCUCAUCUGUGCUCCUUCUUUGAUUUUGAUACUUUUGGUGGACACAUCAAGAUUGGACUUGGGUUUAAAUCUGUCCACAUGGAAGGCGUGGAGUUGAAGCAUAUGGGCCAGCAGUUGUUGGGACACUACCCAAUUCACUUCCACAUGGCUCAAGACGUGGAUGAGAAGGGAGGCUACCAGCCCCCUACUUAUGUGAAAGACAUGUCCAUCCAUCACACCUUCUCUCGUUGUGUCACCGUGCAUGGCUCCAACGGUUUGCUGAUUAAGGACGUGGUUGGGUAUGACUCUUUGGGUCAUUGUUUCUUCACUGAAGACGGCCCUGAAGUACGUAAUACCUUUGAUCACUGCCUCGGACUUGUGGUAAAACCAGGCACUUUGCUACCGUCGGACCGGGACACAAGAAUGUGCAAGACCAUUACUGAAGAUGCUUAUCCAGGAUAUGUCCCCAAACCUAGACAGGACUGCAAUGCCGUCUCAACUUUCUGGCUGGCAAACCCACACAACAACCUCAUAAACUGCGCAGCGGCAGGAUCCGAAGAAACAGGAUUUUGGUUUGUUUUGCAUCACGUACCAACAGGACUUUCUGUCGGAAUGUACCCACCUGGCUAUUCGGAGCACAUUCCAAUGGGCUCGUUUUAUAAUAAUCGAGCCCACUCCAAUUACCGAGCUGGAAUGAUAAUUGACAACGGAGUUAAAACAACGCCAGCAUCAGCCAAAGACAAACGGCCAAUCCUGACUCUGAUUUCUGGAAGGUACAGCCCACACAAGGAUGCUGACCCUUUGAAGCCCAGAGAGCCGGCUCUAAUUCAGCGUUUUAUCGCUUACAAGAACCAGGACCACGGAGCAUGGUUGAGAGGAGGAGAUGUGUGGUUGGACGAUUGCCAGUUUGCUGACAACGGCAUUGGCCUCACUCUGGCAAGUGGUGGAACUUUCCCGCACGAUGACGGAUCAAAACAAGAAAUUAAAAAUAGCCUUUUUGUUGGUGAAAGUGGAAAUACAGGGACCGAAACAAUGGACAACAACAUCUGGGGACCUGGAGGAUUAGACCACGGUGGACGGACUUUGCCCAUUGGACAGAACUUCCCAAUCAGAGGCAUUCAGUUCUACGAUGGGCCAAUCAAUGUUCAGAAUUGCACUUUCCGAAAAUUUGCUGCACUAGAAGGCCGACAUACCAGUGCUCUGGCUUUCCGCCUGAACAAUGCCUGGCAAAGUUGUCCCAACAACAACGUCACAAAUUUGUUCUUCGAAGAUGUCCCGAUUUCCUCUAGAGUUUUCUUUGGGGAACCUGGACCUUGGUUCAAUGGGUUGGACAUGGAUGGCGAUAAAACAUCAGUUUUCCAUGAUGUCGAUGGCUCUGUGUCAGAAUAUCCUGGAUCAUACCUUAUCAAGGAGGACAAUUGGCUCAUUAAGCAUCGAGACUGCAUCGAAGUUCCAGACUGGAGAGGAUCCAUCUGUAGUGGACGCUACGCACAGGUGUACAUCCAAGCAUAUAAAUCAUCCAAUCUGAAGAUGAAAAUCAUCAAAAAUGACUUCUACACGCACCCCUUGUAUUUAGAAGGCGCUCUGAGCAAAAGUACCCAUUAUCAACAAUACCAGCCUGUGAUCACUCUGCAGAAAGGCUACACCAUCCAUUGGGACAAGGCAGCUCCUGAGGAAUUAGCUAUCUGGCUCAUCAAUUUCAAUAAGAAUGACUGGAUCCAAGUUGGAUUUUGUUAUCCUAAAGGGACAACAUUUUCCAUUCUCUCAGAUAUUCACAAUCGCCUUUUAAAGAAAACCUACAAAACUGGGGUGUUCUAUCCAGCUUUUCAAAUGGACAGACUUGAAUAUCGAUAUCCUACCAAAGGCUAUUACUACUGGGAUGAAGACACUGGGUUGUUAUUUCUCAAGCUGAAAGCUCAGCAUGAGAAGGAGCCAUUUGCUUUCUGUUCCACCCGAGGCUGUGAACGCAUCAGGAUCAAAGCCAAUAUCCCUAAGCAAACUGGUACCAGUGACUGUGAAGUUUUAGCUUAUCCAAAAUAUGCUGAGAAGCCAACAGUGGACGUGCCAAUGCCCAAAAAACUGCCCAGUGCACACAUGAACAAGAAGGAUCGUUUUGUAGAACUGAAGAUAGACAGCUACAAAACCAAAUAUUAUCAUCUCAAGGAUGACUUUGCCUACAUCUCAGUUGAUGGCAAGUCAUUCUAUCUUUCUGAAGAAGGCAUUCAAGUAGUAGUGAUUGACGGUCACGAAGGAAAAGUUGUUGACCGGAAGAGUUUCAAAAAUAUUAUUCUGCAAGGAAUCCCAGCUCAGAUCAUCAAUUAUGUCAACAACAUUCGAAACAACUCUAUAGUGGUGAUGACCUCAAAAGGACGGUUUGUUUCAAAAAGUCCAUGGACCAAAGUCCUGGAGACACUUGGAGCAAAACCAGGCUUUAAAUUAAAAGAUAAAAUGGCUUUUGUUGGCUACAAGGGCAGCUUCCAGCCUUUCUGGAUCAAGCUGGAGACCAACGAGGAGGCCGUGAGAAUCUUUCAAGCGCUGCCCGUUCCCGUGGUCAAGAAAAUGAAACUCUGA